Molecule: messenger RNA, 803 nt
Organism: Dipodomys ordii (Ord's kangaroo rat)
Lineage: Eukaryota; Metazoa; Chordata; Mammalia; Rodentia; Heteromyidae
Gene: Pgap3
Product: post-GPI attachment to proteins 3
Exons: 7
Coding region: 1-693 (230 amino acids)
Biological process (GO): GPI anchor biosynthetic process
Cellular component (GO): endoplasmic reticulum membrane
Molecular function (GO): hydrolase activity, acting on ester bonds
Source: RefSeq, a predicted model, not a curated record
AUGGUGGAGUGGCCCUUCUCUCGGUUCCUGUUCAUCCAAGAGCCAGCUUCUGCUGUGGCCUCUCUCCUCAAUGGCCUGGCCAGCCUGGUGAUGCUCUGCCGCUACCGCACAUCCGUGCCAGCCUCCUCCCCCAUGUACCACACCUGCGUGGCCUUUGCCUGGGUGUCUCUCAAUGCGUGGUUCUGGUCCACGGUCUUCCACACCAGGGACACUGAUCUCACAGAGAAGAUGGACUACUUCUGUGCCUCUGCUGUCAUCCUGCACUCUAUCUACCUGUGCUGUGUCAGGACCGUGGGGCUGCAGCACCCGUCUGUGGCCAGUGCCUUCCGCGCCCUCCUGCUGCUGCUGCUGACCGCACACGUCUCCUACUUGAGCCUCAUCCACUUUGACUAUGGCUACAACUUGGUGGUCAACGUGGCAAUUGGUGUGGUGAACAUGGUAUGGUGGCUGGCCUGGUGCCUGUGGAACCGCCGGCAGCUGCCUCAUGUCCACAAGUGCAUGGUGGUGGUUUUGCUGCUGCAGGGGCUGUCCCUGCUUGAACUACUUGACUUCCCACCCUUCUUCUGGGUCCUGGAUGCCCAUGCCAUCUGGCACAUCAGCACCAUCCCUGUCUACAUCCUCUUUUUCAGCUUUCUGGAAGAUGACAGCCUAUACCUGCUGAGAGAAUCAGAAGACAAGUUCAAGCUGGAUUGAAGACCCUAGGAGCAGAUCUUCCCUUCCUGCCAGCUCCCCCCUCCUCCCUCCCUCAUGAAAUGACUUAUUUUCUCCUUUUAGCUUUUUGAACUCAUGAUAGAGGUGGGCUG